Molecule: messenger RNA, 4792 nt
Organism: Alexandromys fortis (reed vole)
Lineage: Eukaryota; Metazoa; Chordata; Mammalia; Rodentia; Cricetidae
Gene: Has3
Product: hyaluronan synthase 3
Exons: 4
Coding region: 3087-4751 (554 amino acids)
Biological process (GO): extracellular matrix assembly; hyaluronan biosynthetic process
Cellular component (GO): plasma membrane
Molecular function (GO): hyaluronan synthase activity
Source: RefSeq, a predicted model, not a curated record
GGCCCAGCAGGUAAAGGGCACCUGCUACAGACCCUAAGGACUCUCACAAGUUGUCCUCUGAUCCCCAUGGGCCAUGGCACACCUACACCCACAGUAAAUAAAUAAAAAUGUGACGAGGGAAAAAAAGGAGCUGGGGAGAUGGCCUAGUGGUUAAGAAUACUUGCUACUCUUGAAGAGGACUCACGCCAGUUCCCAGCACUGAUAUGGGAGUUUAAACGUUGAGCCGUCUUUCCAGUCCCUAAUUCAUACAAUAGAGAAACAGUCACAGAUAACGGAGGAACGAUUGUUCGAGCAGCAACUCUUGUGUUCUGCGUAUCCAUUUAACAAGCACAUGGACAGUCUGGAGUAAUUGUAUUCUCUUCGUGAGCAUAAACUUAGGAGCCGAGAGAUGAUAGGUGACAACUGCCUUCUGAAUUUUUCCACAUUCGUUUAGAAAAAAAGACCGGAAGGAAAGAUGGCUACACAAAGCCUUUUCUCUUAGGGACUAAUUUAAGGGCAGAGGAAAAACAAAACAAAACAGAAUCCCCAGGUUGUCUGUCAGUCUGGUAUGACCUAACCCUGACCUUCAAGGAUACAGGAAAAGAACUGGCCACCGGCAGAGCAGAGGGAGGCAGGGUGUCCACGAGAGAGGUGAGCUGCGAAAGGACAGCAUUGUUAGGUAGUAGCCGCCUUUCUGUACUCAAGACAGUCCCACUUUGAAUUAUGUACUAAGUAGUAUUGUGACCUACACGGCCUUGAAGAAAGCCCUCGUGGAGGAAACAGAGCAUACUGCUACUAUCUGAGAGCUAUUUUAGAUUGUCUGAAUUUUUUGGAGAUGGGAGAUUUGGUAUCUAUAUCUCUCAGGGUAGUCUUUUCUUUUUGAGACAAGGUCUCUCUAGCCCCAGCUAUCCUGGAACUCUGUGUAGACCAGACUGACCUCAAAUUCACAAAGCUCUCCCUGCCUCUGCCUCCUGAAUGCUGAAAUUAAAGGUGUGCGCCACUCUACCUGGCUCAGGCUAGUCUUGAACUCAACAGGGUCAAGCGAUCCUUCUGCCCCAGCCUCAAGCAGCUGGGACUGCAGGUGAUGCAUCAACAGCUGGGACCUGUAUGUGAAAUCCCAGGAAUCUAGAUUUCUGGCUCCUUCAAGUGGCUCAGGACCUGACUACGCGAGCCCCUCCCGCCACAGGGGAACGCACCUCUGUGUGGAACAUCUGUUCUCCAUGAGGCUGCUACACCCACUUUUUGGUUCUGCCCACUCCCUGCUCGUUUUCCUUGAUCUAAAAUGUUGCAUAUUGCAACUCUGAGAGGGGGGAGGGAAGAGCAAAGAGAUCCCUAAGACCCUGGCCCCUCCAGACUCUGCUGCCUCUUGAUGUAGCAUGGGUGGCCCUGGGCUCCUGGGCUCCGUAAUGGCAUCAAGACAAGACCUCGCUUGUUUAUCUAAACACUAACUGGAGUGCUGCCUGUCGCUGAAUGUUCUAGCAGGGUGGCCAUGAAGUCACUCAGGCUGAGGUUGAUGGGGGCUUACUAUGUACUUUCUCAAGGACUCUGCAAAUCUUGGAACAGCUCUCUGCCUCAUUUCUAGAACGGAGACGGUGAGGUUUACUGUCACAGCCAGAGGCAGCACAAGCCAACAGACUCCUGUGCACCAGCUCUUUACCAAGUGACCGUGUCUUUAGCUGGGUACUUGCUGAUGGCUCUAGCGGGGCCCCUCAGAUGAUCUGUAGGUCUCCAGCCCAAUACGAAUGCGACAGUGGCUUCAAUAUUCAGUAUUAUUUCUGUAUUUUAUAGAUUCUUGUGUGGAGGUCGGAGGACUUGUAGUAGCUGCUUAUCUCUUUCCAACAUGUGAGUCCCAGACAAGGAACUCAAGUUUGGCCCAAAGUGUCUUCCCUUACUGGGCCAUCUCAACAGCCUUUAUGAGCAUGCUCUUAGCUGGGCAGUGGUGGCACACGUCUUCAAUUCUGGCACUGGGAAGGCAGAGGCAGGAGGAUCUCAGUGAAUUCCAGCCCAGCCUGGUCUACAGAGUGAGUUCCAGGACGCCAGGGCUGUUACACAGAGAAACCCUGUCUUGGCACACUCUUUGGAGCUGGGGCUAGAACUCAGUGCUUACCAGGCAUGCACAAAGCUCAGGGAUCAUUCCCCGUCAUAGAAUAAACUGGGCAUGGUGGACCUCACCUGUUCCUUCUCAGUGAAAGGAAGGGGAGUGAGAAGGUCAAGGUUAUCCUUGGCUAUGUAGGAAGCCUUUUAGCCCAUACAGUGGUCAUACAGUGGUGUCUCCUGAAGCAAGGUCUUUGAUUUUGCAGGGUGGCUGUGGUUAAACGACAGAGGGACUGUGGAUAAAUCUGAGAGGAAAACUUCAAACUGCAGCUCAUGUGCCUAUAAAAUUCUUUCAGCCGGUGAAGUUAUCGCUGAAGCUUGGAGGACACAAUUUUGGGAUAGUCAAGACAGGCUUUCUUGCCUUGGCUGUCCUGGAACUCACUCUGUAGACCAGGCUGACCUCAAACUCACAGAGGUCCGCUUGCCUCUGCCUCACGAUUGUUGGGAUUAGAGGUUUGCGCCACCACUGCCCAGCCGGUAAAUUCAUUUUUAAAACUAGUCUUUAAUUAUCAUUUCUCUUUAAGAUUUUCCGGGAUGUAAAAGCUCAAGGUCUCCAGCUGGCUCUAAACCUCUGCUAACAGCACCCUCCUCUCCUGAACCCCCUCUCCACCUCACCUCACCGAGCUCAGGGACCUGGAAAGUACGAGCGAGGCUGUCAAGUGGAAACUUAAGAGGUCGGGACGUCGGAAAUAAAGCUGUGAAAGUGGGGAGGAAGACCUGUCUGGGCUUUAAGACCGGAAUCUCCUGUGUUCCUGCUAGACCAAUCUGCAGCUUUUGCAAACAGCCUUAAUAUCAGCGCCCCGCUGCGGAAUUCAAAGCUCAGCUUGUCACGACUGCUAACACCUUCUUUGACCAGCCUCUUUCUACUUGACAAUUUUUCUCUUCUGUUCCUCUGUCUUGCCACCGGGAAGGUUCCAGAAGAACAUUGGUUUUAGGGAGUCCCCUCACAUAGCUUACCGCCCCUUGGCGUGCAGAAGUCGGGGGAAGAUACUCUGGGCUGGCCGGCUUGCAGGAUGCCGGUUCAGCUGACUACAGCCCUGCGUGUGGUGGGCACCAGUCUGUUUGCCCUGGUGGUGCUAGGGGGCAUCCUGGCAGCCUACGUGACAGGCUACCAGUUUAUCCACACAGAAAAGCACUACCUGUCCUUUGGCCUCUACGGUGCCAUCCUGGGUCUACAUUUGCUCAUCCAGAGCCUGUUUGCCUUCCUGGAGCACCGUCGCAUGCGCAGGGCAGAGCGCCCACUGAAGCUGCAUUGCUCUCAGAAGCGACGUUCGGUGGCACUCUGCAUUGCUGCCUACCAAGAGGACCCUGAGUACUUGCGCAAGUGCCUGCGUUCAGCUCAGCGCAUUGCCUUUCCAAACCUCAAGGUGGUCAUGGUAGUGGAUGGCAAUCGCCAGGAAGAUGCCUACAUGUUGGACAUCUUCCAUGAGGUUCUGGGUGGCACUGAGCAAGCUGGCUUCUUUGUAUGGCGUAGCAAUUUCCAUGAGGCGGGUGAAGGAGAAACAGAGGCCAGCCUACAGGAAGGCAUGGAGCGUGUGCGAGCCGUGGUGUGGGCCAGCACCUUCUCCUGUAUCAUGCAGAAGUGGGGAGGAAAGCGUGAAGUCAUGUACACAGCCUUCAAGGCCCUUGGCAACUCAGUGGACUACAUCCAGGUGUGUGACUCUGACACCGUGCUGGACCCAGCCUGCACCAUUGAGAUGCUCCGAGUCUUGGAAGAAGAUCCUCAAGUAGGGGGUGUUGGAGGAGAUGUCCAAAUCCUCAACAAGUAUGAUUCCUGGAUCUCCUUUCUGAGCAGUGUGAGGUACUGGAUGGCCUUCAACGUGGAGCGGGCCUGCCAGUCCUACUUUGGCUGUGUGCAGUGUAUCAGUGGGCCCUUGGGCAUGUACCGAAACAGCCUCCUCCAGCAGUUCCUGGAGGACUGGUACCACCAGAAGUUCCUAGGCAGCAAGUGCAGCUUUGGGGAUGAUCGGCACCUUACCAACCGAGUCCUGAGUCUUGGCUACCGGACUAAGUAUACAGCACGCUCUAAGUGCCUCACAGAGACCCCCACUAAGUACCUCAGAUGGCUCAACCAGCAGACCCGCUGGAGCAAGUCUUACUUCCGGGAAUGGCUCUAUAAUUCUCUGUGGUUCCAUAAGCACCACCUCUGGAUGACCUACGAAUCAGUGGUCACAGGCUUCUUCCCAUUCUUCCUCAUUGCCACGGUCAUACAACUUUUCUACCGGGGUCGCAUCUGGAACAUUCUCCUCUUCCUGCUGACGGUGCAGCUGGUGGGCAUUAUCAAGGCUACCUAUGCCUGCUUCCUUCGAGGCAAUGCAGAGAUGAUCUUCAUGUCUCUCUACUCCCUUCUCUACAUGUCCAGCCUCCUGCCAGCCAAGAUCUUUGCCAUUGCUACCAUCAACAAGUCUGGCUGGGGCACUUCUGGCCGAAAAACCAUUGUCGUGAACUUCAUUGGCCUAAUCCCUGUGUCCAUCUGGGUAGCUGUUCUUUUAGGUGGCCUAGCAUACACAGCUUAUUGUCAGGACCUGUUCAGUGAGACUGAGCUAGCCUUCCUGGUCUCCGGGGCCAUCCUGUACGGCUGCUACUGGGUAGCCCUCCUCAUGCUGUACCUGGCCAUUAUUGCCCGGAGGUGUGGGAAGAAGCCAGAGCAGUACAGCCUGGCUUUCGCUGAGGUGUGACCUGACCCCUAAGUAAAGUGGGACAAGUGCAAUGGGCAAGG